UACCAUUAAGACUUUGAGACGACGUUGAAGCGGUUGUGCUUUCUUCUACUCUUCUUCAGUGUUGUUCACCUCUCUAUACGAAGUAACAGUGAUUCGUUUUUUACUUAAUCGACAAAAACUGUAGAAAGAAUGUAUAAAACAGUAAGCAAUUGGGUUUUAUUAACCCUCUUAAUCAGCAGCUCAAUAAUCAGUACUUUUGCUUAUCCGAAUGUACAUCAAAUGGAAAGAGGAUUCGCCCCAAUAAGAGGGCCUCAACUACCGUCCGAAACGAUAGCAAGGAAAUUCGUUGAAAAACCAAAUUCGGUGAAGAAAGUCGCUUUGGAUGAUUUAAAUGAUAUCGAGACGAAUGAAAUUCAAGAAUCUGGAUUUACUUGGACUAGCUUAAUUGGUUCUUUGAUGCAUAUGAUCUUCAGCCCAGCCCAACAAGGUCCCAACAAAUCAGACGAUUUAGAAACAACCAACACUUCCCCAUGGGCCAAUUUAAUUUCAGUUGGUUUGAAGAUCCUCAAAGCGUUCAUUGGCGGCGGAGGCGGAGACGGAAUCGACAAAGUUGACAACGGAUCGCCCAUGCAAGGUGUUCUUGGUGCGGUUCUUUCGACAUUGGUCGGUACCCAGGAUCCGGAACAGGUCAACAUGUUGGCUAAACAGGCCGGACAGUUUAUCAACAUCGUGGUAAAUCUUUUGGAUGCUUUGAAAACUUCAUUUUCUCACCGUUCUUUAGCAGCUCGUAAUAUUGGCAGGAAAGAUUCAAUCAGUGAUGCCACUGUAGCUGGAAUAGCGAUGAUGAAAGGAUACAUCAGGUCAAUGAGCACCGAAAAAGAUAGUUGUAUGCAAAAAUUCAUGUGUGAUGCCAGCAACGAAUGUGUAACGGACAUUGGACAAUCAUCACUUUUCUGCCAAUUGGGAUCAUACGCAACUAGUUUUGUUUUGGAAAGAUCUUACAAAGACCAUACCUUUGAUAUGCUGUACGAAGCUAGUAGAAGAGGUCGCUCGGGUAUGAACUGUCAAAGAGCUUACUUAGAGUGCAACGAAGUUUAAAAAGAUAACAAAAAUAAAUCGGCAGACAAAAAAGAUUUUGUCUUUUUAAAUGAAGAAGAUUCAUCUUCUAAAUCAAGGACUGUAUAUAUAACUUUGCUUAUUACUGUACUACUAUUUAAUAAUACUUAAUUGUUCAUCCUUCAGUCCCUCCCCAUAAAAAUGGAUUAAGUUCAAAAUUUGAUUACACGAGAUUAUUUAUUAGAGCACAUAUUUAAAAAUAGCGAUCCCCUCUAUUAAAAAAAACGGUUAUUUUAGUUUUGUGAUGGACUUCCAUAGAAUCAUUUCGUCUAUUUCUGUAGAGAAAUUGUAGAGACAUUGUUCCGAUUGUUAUACCUAUAGAUGUUUCGAUUGUAAUAUUCGCGAGAGAUGAGUGAAUGUGGUUCCUUUAUUGAAGACGUGAUUGUGGUUUCUUUGUGAUGAUUUAAACCAUAUUUUAACUAUUUAGAAUUUCUAGAAUUUCUGUAUUUAUAGUAAAUCGAGGUUUUCGUCGCAAAGAAUAAUAAUAUGUAGAUGUACGUAAUUUAAUUUUUGUUUUUUGUG
This is a messenger RNA of Onthophagus taurus, 1578 nucleotides long. RefSeq lists its product as uncharacterized. The record is from RefSeq and is a predicted model, not a curated record. Lineage: Eukaryota; Metazoa; Arthropoda; Insecta; Coleoptera; Scarabaeidae.